CGGUUAUUUGCAGCAAUUAUUGCAUUAUUACAUCAUUGUAUUAUGUCUUAUAAAAGUAUAGUUAUCCAAUCUGUUCGUUACGUAUCAGAUAAGGCAAGUAGAUUUGUACCAAAGAGUGGAGUUUAUCCUAAAGGAUUUUUAGUGGGAGGUAUUCAUUCUGGAGUUAAGAAAGAUGGUAAAUCAUUAGAUUUAGCACUUUUAAAAAAUGAUUUUGGUAAGGAAGCUUCUGCAGCUGCUGUAUUUACAACUAAUAAGUUUAAAGCAGCUCCAGUUCAAGUUUCAAGUAAAAUAAUUAAAGAAAAGAAAGGUCAUGGUAUAAAUUCAUUAAUUAUUAAUAGUGGGAAUGCUAAUGCAGUUACUGGAUCUCAAGGUAUAAAAGAUGCUCAAGAUAUGGUGGUUGUAACUGAUUCAAUAUUAGAAAAUCCAUCUGAUUCAACUUUAGUCAUGUCUACUGGUGUUAUUGGAAAUAAUUUACCUAUUGAUAAUAUAUUAUCUAAUAUUCCAAAAUUGGCAUUAAAUAAUUUAGGUAAUUCUCAUGAUCAUUGGAUUGCAUGUGCUACUGCUAUUUGUACAACAGAUACUUUCCCUAAAUUAGUUACUAAACAAUUUGAAUUAAAUGGUAAUACUUAUACUUUAGCUGGAUUAUGUAAAGGUGCAGGUAUGAUUUGUCCUAAUAUGGCUACAUUAUUAGGAUUUUUUGUAACCGAUGCACCAGUUAGUCCAAGUGCUCUUAAACAAAUCUUAAAAUAUGCUGUUGAUAGAUCAUUUAAUAGUAUUUCUGUUGAUGGAGAUAUGUCAACCAAUGAUACUAUUGUAGCCAUUGCUAAUGGUGCUGCUGGUGGUGAAUUGAUUGAAAAUACAUCUAGUUCUGCCAAUAGUUUUGCAUCUUUACAACAUGAAAUCACCGAUUUUGCUCAACAAUUAGCUCAAUUAGUAGUUAGAGAUGGAGAAGGUGCCACUAAAUUCAUUGAAAUUAAAGUUAAAGAUGCAUUAUCAUAUAAAGAUGCUAAACUUGUAGCUUCAAGUAUUGCAAAUUCUUCAUUAUUUAAAACUGCUAUGUAUGGGAAAGAUGCUAAUUGGGGACGUAUUUUAUGUGCAAUUGGUUAUGCUAAUGUAACAAGUACUGAAUCCAUUGUACCAUCUAGAACUAGUGUUUCAUUUAUUCCAGUUGAUGGAUCAGAACCAUUAAAAUUAUUAAUUGAUGGAGAACCAGAACUCGUUGAUGAAGAAAGAGCUUCACAAAUAUUAGAAUCUGAAGAUUUAGUUAUUGAAGUAGAUUUAGGAACUGGUGGAGGUCAAGAUGCUAAAUUCUGGACAUGUGACUUAUCUCAUGAAUAUGUUACUAUUAAUGGUGACUAUAGAUCUUAGAUAGAUACGCAAAA
Molecule: messenger RNA, 1382 nt
Organism: Scheffersomyces amazonensis
Lineage: Eukaryota; Fungi; Ascomycota; Pichiomycetes; Serinales; Debaryomycetaceae
Gene: ECM42
Product: glutamate N-acetyltransferase
Exons: 1
Coding region: 43-1368 (441 amino acids)
Biological process (GO): L-arginine biosynthetic process; L-ornithine biosynthetic process
Cellular component (GO): mitochondrial matrix
Molecular function (GO): L-glutamate N-acetyltransferase activity, acting on acetyl-CoA as donor; L-glutamate N-acetyltransferase activity, acting on acetyl-L-ornithine as donor
Source: RefSeq, a predicted model, not a curated record